UCGAAAAAGUUCUAUCGACAGUAGCAGGCCUACUAGCCUCAGAAAUAGGGCUGUACUGUCUCUCUUUUACAAUCUGUCUCUUAUCAGUCGCCACCACAACCCUACUUCAAGGCCUGUCUUAAAUGCCUGAAAUCCAAACUGCAGGAUUGUUACAAACUUUGAAUCCUAAUUGUGAUGAUGUUGGGGUUUUAUAAGAGACAGAACAGAGCUCACAGGCAGAGAUAUAACGUAGCUUGUAACAGAUGCAUGCCGUUUACUGUAAGUACUAUCUCUAGACACAAGUGGCACGUAUACACAUUCCAGGUAUGGUGUUAAAGCGAGGUCAAAGGUUACAAUGUAAGGCUGUUCUAUUACACUAAUAUCUUCUGAAAUGAGAAUGACUCGAAAAUUUUAGUUACACUGGCGUAUUUCUCAGUGUUUGGACUUUCAUACGAACAUCCUAAAGCUUUCCCAAAUCGUAAAUUUUCCGAUGUAUGGUGCCUUGAAAACCUGGCCUGUGGUACAACAUGCUGACCACGGGCGGCGCCAAUGUAAAAAAAGGAAACAGCGCUUCUUGCGCCAGAAGUCAAGGCGACAGACAGGUGAAGAAGAUGCAUAAUUCAUGUUCCUUUUGCUUAGUUGCGCGCGCACUUUGCUACUGUACUGUAUGCCCACGGCAUGCGUGUACGUACGUACGUACGUGGAGCCUGAUACAGUGACAUGCAUAUGAAUAUAUUCAAAUUUAAUUUCACCGGUUCCUUGUUUGUCUGUCAUGCAAGAUGUGACAGGGAACCAGUUUUGUAUGGUGUCGGGUGCCAUGAAAUCCGACGUAAAAAGCGCCGUUUUCGUUUUUUAAAAUGGCGCUGCCCAUGGUCAGCAUGUAAAUAUUACAGGCCCGGGUUUCAAGGCACCAUAAAUCGGAGUUGGUCGUGACAUAGUACCUGUCAACCACUUUCCGUCAUGCCACUAAAAACAACUGUCAUUGGUAGCUACCCGAAGCCGGACUAUCUUGAUGUACCUUCGUGGUUUGAGAUCAAAGAUCACACUCAAUUGUUGACCACAUAUGGAAAGUUCCUGGAGGAAAAGAAUGCUUCUGUGGACUUCUGUCAGACGCACGAGAGAGCUGUGAAGGAGGUAUUGACUGACCAAGCUGAACUUGGAAUCGAUGUUGUUACUGAUGGAGAACUGAACAGGGAGAGCUAUGUGUGGUAUUUAUGCCGAUAUUUGCAAGGCUUCAGUUUUGAAAAUUUAGAAGUUUGUACAUAUCGCAAUGGAGCCUGUAUGAGUGCAUUACCGCAAGUUAUGGGCCGUGUAGAUGUAGGCGAUGCAUUUGAUGCCAUAAUCAAGCAAUGGACUUUUGCCCAGGCGAAUUCUUCUCAACCAGUAAAAGCAACUCUUCCUGGUCCAUUAACCAUCAUGGGCACUUCGCAGAACAAGUUCUACCCUGAUGAUCAGCAGCUCAGCCGAGACCUUGUAGUUGCCAUUAACAAGAUUUUCACUGGUCUAGUUGCAGCUGGAUGCAAAUAUAUACAGCUCGAUGAACCUGUGUUCAUGCGCGAGGUUAAGAGAAGUCUUGACUUUGGGAUUGAUCACGCCUCUCGUUGCAUUGAAGGCUUAGGAAACGAGGUUACCAAGGCGAUACAUCUGUGUUGCGGCUACCCCAACCAUUUAGACGAGAAAGAUUACCAAAAAGCUGAUCCAAGGGGGUAUUUUGACAUCGCUGAAAAAAUCGAUCAAGCAGGAUUUGACGAAAUUUCUAUUGAAGACGCCCAUCGACGGAACGACCUAUCACUUCUGGCACUUUUUAAAAGGUCAAAGGUCAUCCUGGGUUCUGUAACCAUUGCAAGCAGUAGGGUUGAGACGGUGUCCGAGAUACGGGACCGACUGAAGAGCGCCCUCAGUCACAUUCCAUGCGAUCGGCUUCUUGUAGCCCCUGACUGUGGGCUCGGAUUCCUGCCACGAAACAUUAUGAGAGAGAAACUGAAGAACAUGGUUGAAGCGGCCAGAUCACUGCCAUAACAUCAACAGAGGAUUCUCACGCUAAUGAACUGAUCUAAACCAACCUAGGGCACCCGUCUAUAAGCGUCUUUCGCCCGUCUGCACCGCCCUUAACAGCGACGUACGGUUUAGACCAACCUAGGGCACCCAUCUAUAAUGCUUUAAUAGGGCGGAGAUUCUGACGUCAGGUAACUGUGACGAAUUUCCUUGAUUCCUUUACAAUAUUAUGUGAUAGGCACUUGCCCUUCAAUGCAUGGCCCAGCAAGGACCACGGAGCUUUGAUUGUCGGCUAUAAAGCCGCAGGCUGCACUGAAUAGAACAUAAAGGACAGACCAAACAAAAUCAAACCAAUCUCAUAAAAUUCCAGUUGUUUUAAAAAAGUUUACUUUGUACUCUUCCUCAAAAAUAAUAAAGUCUUGAAAUCACUACAAAUAUGCGUUUGGCAAAUCAGUAAUUUAUUAGUUGUAAGAGAUCGCAGUUAUAUAGAAACUCUCUGACCAGAAAAAUUUAAUUUGCCGAGACAUUUUCAUUCAGAAAAGGUUAGGCUUGUUCCGAACAGUAUGCUCUGCUCAGUCUUCGAGUGUUCACCAU
Acanthaster planci (crown-of-thorns starfish) is the source of this 2568-nucleotide messenger RNA. RefSeq lists its product as uncharacterized. The record is from RefSeq and is a predicted model, not a curated record. Lineage: Eukaryota; Metazoa; Echinodermata; Asteroidea; Valvatida; Acanthasteridae. Gene Ontology annotation, molecular function: 5-methyltetrahydropteroyltriglutamate-homocysteine S-methyltransferase activity; zinc ion binding.